Molecule: messenger RNA, 1890 nt
Organism: Megalobrama amblycephala (Wuchang bream)
Lineage: Eukaryota; Metazoa; Chordata; Actinopteri; Cypriniformes; Xenocyprididae
Product: E3 ubiquitin-protein ligase TRIM35-like
Exons: 5
Coding region: 14-991 (325 amino acids)
Biological process (GO): protein ubiquitination
Molecular function (GO): zinc ion binding; ubiquitin-protein transferase activity
Source: RefSeq, a predicted model, not a curated record
UCAAACAGUGAAAAUGGCUUCAGCAGCUGAAGAUGAUUAUAUUUGUCCUGUAUGUCAUGAAAUCUUCAAGGAUCCUGUUCUUCUGUCAUGUAGUCACAGUUUCUGUAAAGAGUGUCUUCAACAGUUCUGGAGAACCAAGAAAACUCAGGAGUGUCCUGUCUGCAGGAGAAAAUCCUCAAGAGAUAAACCUCCAGUUAAUCUGGCAUUAAAGAACUUGUGUGAGUCGUUUCUGAAGGAGAGAAAUGAGAGGCGUUCAUCAGGAUCUGAGGAGAUCUGCAGUUUACACAGUGAGAAACUCAAACUCUUCUGUCUGGAGGACAAACAGCCUGUGUGUUUAGUGUGCAGAGAUUCACAGAAACAUGACAAUCAUAAAUUCAGACCCAUCAGUGAAGUGGUUUCAUCAUAUAAGGAGGAGCUCAAUACAGCACUGGAGUCCUUACAAGAGAAACUUCAACACAAUGAAGAAAUGAAAGGAGAGUUUGAGGAAACAGUUCAACACAUCAAGUCUCAAGCUGAGCACACAGAGCGCCAGAUUAAACAGCAGUUUGAGAAGCUUCAUCAGUUUCUCAGAGAUGAAGAAGAAGCUACAAUCACUGCUCUGAGGGAGGAAGAGGAGCAGAAGAAGCAGAUGAUGAAGGAGAAGCUGGAGGAGAUGAACAGACACAUCUCAGCUCUUUCACACACAAUCAAAGACAUGGAGGAGAUGAUGAAAGCCAAUGACGUCUGCUUUCUGAAGGAGUUUCCAGUCUCAGUGGAAAGAGUCCAGAGCUCACAGCCAGAUCCACAGAUGGCUUCUGGAGCUUUGAUUCAUGUGCCACGUUACUUGGGCAACCUGCCGUUCAGAGUCUGGAAGAAGAUGCAGGACAUCGUCCAAAACAGUGAGUCUGACUGCAGAAGAUCUGAGCUGGAAAUGAGGGAUGGUGGAGAGUUAAAGUUCAAGUUUCAAGUUUACUUUAUUUAUAUAGCACAUUUAAAACAGCCACAAGGCUGACCAAAGUGCUUCACAAGAGAAACAGCAUCAUAAGAGUAAUAAGAGUACACAAAACUAAGAACCAGAAUAAAAUAAAUAAAUAAAUAAAAUUCACCAAAAAAUAGAAAAUAUAAUAGGCAGGAAUUUAAAACCUAAUAGGCCAAUGAAAACAGAUGGGUUUUUAGAAGAGACUUAAAAAUGGUCAGACUAGGGGCUAUUCGAAUCUCCACUGGCAAGUCAUUCCAGAGGAGAGGACCGAUUACUGAGAAGGCACGGGCACCUCUACACUUAAGUCUGGAGUGAGGGAUUAAGAGAAGGUUCUGUUCACCAGAUCUUAGGCUUCUCGAGGGGAUGUACUGAUGCAGCAAUUCAGAUAGGUAGCCGGUGCUUGAUUGUGUAAAGAUUUAAAAACAAAUAAUACGAUUUUAAAAUGUAUUCUAAAUUGAGCAGGCAACCAAUGAAGGGCCUUAAAAAGCGGAGUGGCGUGAUCCCUUUUUUUCUUUUUUCUAGAAGAAAUCUAGAGGCAGCAUUUGGACCAGUUGAAGACGGGCAAUUUGAGCUUUAGAAAUGCCACAGUAUAAUGAGUUACAGUAAUCGAGAUAUGACGUAAUAAAAGCAUGCACCGCCAUCUCUAGGGUCUUAACAGUGAGGAAAUGUUUAAUUUUUGCAAGUAUACGGAGCUGAUGAAAACUGUACCCAAUCACAGUGGAUAUUUGUUUAUCAAAUUUUAAUGAGUCAUCUAAAAUAACACCCAGAUUACGUACCUGUGAAGACCUAAAAGCCGAUAGGGAUCCCAGGUCAAAAUUAAAUGCUUUCAUAUGUUCUGAAGGGCCAAAAACAAUUACUUCAGUUUUCUCUUCAUUUAAGGAUAUACAUUUUUGAGAUAACCAGGAUUUAACCUCCUCUAGACAGGAUAAAAC